UCGGUAAUAGUGUGCACUGCGCCUUUAAGACAGGCUCGUCGAGGAACUCGACACGACAACAUAAACAGCGAUUAAACACUGUCGAUACAAGCGGACUCCUGAAGCACUAGCCACUGCGAACAGUGUGGCAUGGGAAACGGAAUAAAUAAGGUUCUGCCAGACCUGUACUUAGGUAACUUCAAAGAUGCCAGAGACAGGGAGCAAUUAGCCAGAAACAACAUCACACACAUCCUCUCCAUCCAUGACACCGCUGCGCCUAUUUUACAGGAGAUGACUUAUCUUUGUAUCCCAGCAGCAGAUUCACCCACACAAAACCUCAUUCAGCAUUUUAAGAAGAGCAUUAAAUUCAUGCACGAGUCCCGACUGAAAGGCGAGGGCUGUCUGGUUCACUGUCUGGCUGGCGUGUCGCGUAGCGUGACGCUGGUGGUGGCGUAUGUCAUGACCGUCACGACUCUGGGAUGGCAGGAGGCUCUGGCUGCGGUGAAGGUGGCGAGACCUUGUGCUUCACCCAACGUGGGCUUCCAGAACCAGCUGCAGGAGUUUGAGACCAGCCAGCUACAGCAGUUCAGAGAGUGGCUGAAGGAGGAGUAUAAGGAAAACCCCUUUAAUGAUGAGGAGGACGUUCAUAACCUGAUGGCGCAGAUUCCCAGCUCCUCCGCGCCGGAGGACGAGGACUUUGAGUUCAACUGAGAGAUCGCACAGACCAUUCCUGACGUCUGGGAUGAGUGUUUGAUAUGGCACAGCACUGUUUAUUAACUUAUGCACACUUUUUGUAAAUAAGACAUAUUCAAGGUUUUAAUGUUGUUUACUACUGAUGCGAUGUUAAAGGGAAAUUUGCAUUUUGUUGUUCAGU
Messenger RNA from Sinocyclocheilus anshuiensis, 853 nucleotides. Its product is annotated as dual specificity protein phosphatase 22-B. Gene Ontology annotation, biological process: signal transduction; protein dephosphorylation. Gene Ontology annotation, molecular function: protein tyrosine phosphatase activity. NCBI's taxonomy places the organism in Eukaryota, Metazoa, Chordata, Actinopteri, Cypriniformes, Cyprinidae. The record is from RefSeq and is a predicted model, not a curated record. Gene Ontology annotation, cellular component: cytosol. Bases 130 to 690 code for a protein of 186 amino acids. The transcript has 7 exons.